This is a messenger RNA of Papilio polytes (common Mormon), 1061 nucleotides long. RefSeq names its product sarcoplasmic calcium-binding protein 1 (gene Scp1). The record is from RefSeq and is a predicted model, not a curated record. The transcript is spliced from 4 exons. The coding region runs from base 118 to 705 and encodes 195 amino acids. Gene Ontology annotation, molecular function: calcium ion binding. Lineage: Eukaryota; Metazoa; Arthropoda; Insecta; Lepidoptera; Papilionidae.
CUCCCCCUCUAUAUCGAGCAGUUGCCGCGCAAACAUCGGCGCGACUCGCCGAUCAGCUAACUGGUCCCUGUUUUAAAUAAUUAUUGCAACAAAAGUUUUGGUGUUAAUUUAAUCGGAAUGGCUUCUUCGUGGGAUAACCGCGUUGCCUUUGUUGUCAGAUAUUUAUAUGAUAUCGAUUGCAAUGGUUACUUAGACGCACACGACUUUCACUGCCUUGCACUGCGGUCCUGCGUCCUGGAGGGGCGCGGAGAGUGCAGUGGGUCACGGCUGCAGCGCUACAGGCACAUCAUGCUAAGCCUCUGGGAGGAAAUCGCUCAGCUCGCGGACUUCGACAAGGUGCCAGACUAUGAUGGUAUAAUAACAGUGGACGAGUUCAAACAGGCUGUUAUGAACUGCUGUGUCGGCAGAAAGUAUGAAGAUUUUCCACAGGCUAUGAGGGCAUUUAUAGAGUCAAAUUUCAGAAUGAUAGACUUGAACAGUGACGGUGUUCUGGCUUUAGAAGAGUACAGAUACGACUGUGUGCAGAGGAUGGUACUUGAGGAUAUCAAAAUUAUUGAUGAGGCGUUCUAUUCCUUAUUAAAUGACGACGACCGAAGAAGAGGAGGCAUUACUCUAUCGCGGUAUCAGGAAUUAUUUGCCCAAUUCCUAGGAGAUCAAAGCGAGGACUGUCCGGCGAAGCAUCUCUUCGGACCUAUAGAACUAUAGCUACGUGUGUGAACGCUGUGCUUCUCUAAGUGACAAAACUUUCUUUAACCAGACGUGUAUAAAUACUUUUACGUUUUUAUGUGUUUAAUUUAAUAUGUAAAUCUUAAUGCCAUAGAGAUUGUAGUAUAUUUUGCCUCUUCUCAGUAAAAUUUAAUUUACCCAUAAGGGGUUUAGUAAUUUGAAGUUAAAAAAAUCAAAGAUACUAAAUUAGUCAUUAUCUCCUGAUGUCGGUUGUUAUAAUUUUUUUAAAAGGUACUUUUUCUUGUCUCCGGCUCAGAUAUUGUAUCGUCUCAAUGUAGUUAAGAUUAAAUCUAGUCUGUUAUUUCUUGAUCUGUGGUACAGAUAAAACAUUAGUA